AGAACACACGCGCUCAACAAAAGAAACACGAAAAAGAAGAACACAUCUGCUUUUGCUUUCCUGCCGUGCGUCAGACAGCCGCUUUAUUGCACCACUGAAGGGGCGUCAGCGCUGUGCUUUUGUUUAUAUAUAUUCACCUCUCUUCUUUUUGCCACUAAAAAUAUUUAUAUUAAAAACGUAGAAAAACCAUUAUUUGCGUUGAAGACUGCGACGUCGCCGUUGACACGCGUAACUCGUUUUUUUCUCCUUUUCGCUUCUCACAAUUCGCGUUACGUUCUCCGUUUAUUAACUUGCGUUCGCAUGGGUGGCGGAGCCUCAAGAGCCGCGGCGAGCGGGUCGCCUGCCGUGGUUAGUUCCCAGAAAGCGGUGACCGUUCCUGUUGCGAGCCGCGCCGCCGCCCCAAAGGUACCCGACUACCCUCCUGCCAGCAGCGGGGGCGACGAAGGAGGCGGCGCCUACGCGGACCAAGAGGCGCCUGCUGCCGCCGAGAGCCACGCCGUCUCGCCCCCUCUCACGGUUGCGGAGGAGAGCCACAAACUUUUAGGUAAGGAGAAGUACGUGAAGGAGUACGGUGCGCUUGCGAUGGAUGACCGUGUCAAGUCGUCUUCCGUUGGCACGCUGUUCUUCUUCUGCGCGGCGCAGACGGACAGCACCGUCUUCUCGUACCUCGAGAACUGCACCGGCGCCGUCUUUGCGCACGCCUUCACGGAUGCCGAGCUCGCUGAGGCGAAGCACGCCGCCAAGGUCGGCUUCUCCUGGGCUCCCUUCUUCAAAUCCAUCGCCAUCGCCAUGAUUAAAUCCAGCGCCACGGUGACCACCGUCACCCACACCCGCAAGGACGUCUCCUUCACCAUCUUCAAUAGCAAGGACCCCUCCCGCACCUUCCCGUUCGUCGUGACGAUGGAGGUGGUGUCGGAGGGGGGCGCCCCGGACCCAAAGGCGGUCUACGACUUUGCGAUGUAUCCGCUGACGCGGGCGAUCGAGUACAACCGCGCCCGCGCCGUGUCGGGCGAGCGGGAGAGGUGCGCGGCGAGGGUGGAGUGCGCGUCCGACGUGCUCGCGGCUGCCGUGCAGGAGCACACGAAGCACUCGGAGAGUCUGCUGCCGCUAGUGCAGCCGCUGCGGGAGGAGUCGGCGCUGCAGUCGCAGCAGACGAUGCUUGAGGGACGCGAGGUGCGCAAAUUGGAGCGGCGCCUCAAGGCCCGCGAUGAGCACAUCAUCACAAAACACCCCGUCGACCAGCUCUACGACGCGGGCGGUGCGCAGCCGUUUCAGCACUCGGUGUGGUCGCCGGAGCACAUUCCGCAGGAGGAGGAGCCCGAUGAGGUGCUGUCCGCCUGCAUUCGCGCCGCCUUCCCGCUGGGGCCCAACAUGAAGCUCAGCGAGAUCUCGCUUGUGCUGGAGCGGCCGGACAUUCGGCGGCAGAUCGAGGCCAGCGGCAAUCAGAAGGUGAUUUUCGACGCCUUCGAGAUCUUCAAAGGCAUCGACUGCUGGGACUACGACACGAUCCAGCUGGAGAUCAUCACCGACGGCAACGCGCUCUUCUACACUACCUAUCUUCUCUUGUACAAGCUGGACCUGGUGCGGUACUUCAAUAUAGACGAUGAGGUGCUGCGGCGCUUCUUAGUGGCCGUGCAGAGCUCCUACCACCCCAACCCGUACCACAACGCCAUGCACGGCGCCGAUGUCACCCAGAUCAACUACUACAUCAUGAUGCUCGGUGGCCUGGAGGCGAAGUGCCGCCUGAGCAAGGAGGAGAUUCUUGCGGGCAUCCUCGCCGGCGCGGUGCACGACUUCGACCACCCAGGGCUGAACAACAACUUCCACUCCCGCACCGGUGCCUACCUCGCCACCCUAUACAACGACCGAUCCAUCUUAGAGAACCACCACAUUGCCUGCACCUUUGAGCUCGUGCGCCACCCGCUAUACAACAUCUUCGCCACCCUCUCCGAUGCACAGCGCUUAAUGGUGCGGGAGACGAUGAUUGAGAUGGUGCUGGCGACGGACAUGGGCAACCACGCCAAGAUCUUCAAGAACUUCCAGGUGCGCAUGUCCGAAACGAGCGACUGGUUCUCCAAGAAGGACGAUGUUCGGCUGGCGCUCUCCAUGUCGAUCAAGAUGGCUGAUAUUUCAAACUGCGCCCGUCCAAGUCACAUCUACGCGGAGUGGGCCAAAAAUAUUGCGAGAGAGUUUUACCUACAAGGUGACGCGGAGCGGAUGCUGAGCCUUUCCAUUUCGCCUUUCAUGGACCGCACGAAGGAGGCGGAGGAGUUCCCGAAGGGGCAGAUAUCCUUCAUGAUGUAUAUUGUGCAGCCGAUGGUGGAGGCCAUCUCCGCUCUGCUGCCGUCUAUGAACUUCGCCGUCGGUCUUUGCGCAGAAAACAAGGAGUACUGGAAGCGUAUGACAGAGGAGGCGGAGUAG
This is a messenger RNA of Leptomonas pyrrhocoris, 2421 nucleotides long. RefSeq lists its product as hypothetical. Bases 301 to 2421 code for a protein of 706 amino acids. Lineage: Eukaryota; Euglenozoa; Kinetoplastea; Trypanosomatida; Trypanosomatidae. Gene Ontology annotation, biological process: signal transduction. The transcript has a single exon. Gene Ontology annotation, molecular function: 3',5'-cyclic-nucleotide phosphodiesterase activity. The record is from RefSeq and is a predicted model, not a curated record.